Messenger RNA from Laccaria bicolor S238N-H82, 1047 nucleotides. RefSeq lists its product as uncharacterized. The transcript has 11 exons. NCBI's taxonomy places the organism in Eukaryota, Fungi, Basidiomycota, Agaricomycetes, Agaricales, Hydnangiaceae. The record is from RefSeq and is a predicted model, not a curated record. Bases 1 to 1047 code for a protein of 348 amino acids.
AUGUACUCUACAUACAUGGAACUCCACACAAAGUACACCUAUUUUGUCCGAGUUUGUAACAAGAAGGGCACGGACGGAGUAACGGAGGGUUGGACCCUUGGAACUUGGGGAAGUCCCAAGAAAGCCCAAGAACCCGAGUCGGGGUCCGGUUCGGAAGCGCCAAGAUUUAGGUUGGAGGGAGCCAAGAGGGAGCUCGGGGAAGAGUGGGCCAAUGGCGCGCGAAUGGGAAGUAGGCUGCUCAAGGUAGCGCGCAUCGUUUUGGAAACGAAAAAGGGGGUGGAAGUCAGGGCUUCAGAUUGGGACACAUGGAGCGAUUGUAUGUGUGGUUUGACUUCUCGUCCGUUACCAAGAGAGCCUCUUGACAUCGGGCAGCACGUCGCACAUGUUUCAGCGCAGGACUGCCAGCAGCCAAACGCCAUGAAUCUCAUCAAUCAUCGAGAUGGGGUACCAGGAGCCCGCGAAUGCUUUACAGGUCACGACGGAAGAUGGUCAAGAUGCAUUAUGGUAACGUGGAGCCGCAAGGACACCAAGAGGAUGAAGGAGGAGUUUGAGCUUUCGUCCGUUACCGUGAACAAAACGUCGAAAUUCACAAGAGCUGUUCAGCACUCUGGAGGUGAAGGUGUUCGGAUUGCGCAGGUCGGAACCCAAGGGGGUAAAGAUUCGGAUUCUAGACGAUGCUGGGUAGAUUCCUUGGAUCCGGGAUCUCUAGUGCUCGAGCAUGUCGGCACGAGCAACUUGUUGUCUCCUCAAAGAGGGAGAGUCGCUGUGGGGGCUAAAUGCAAGACGGAUAACGAGUUGGGGCUGCUGCCGGUGUCUUUUUUGUGGUGGUGGUGGAAGGUGGAGAUGUCUUGGACGUACAAGCAGACAGACCCCAAAGCGCAUCAACAACCCCUUGCGACCUCGCAAGACCCCUGCUCCUCCCCACACAACCACACUCCCGGCUACACCGCGGUGCGUGAGCGGGAUACACUGAACGUUGGCCUGGCCAAGGCGGAGGAAACACCUGAGACUGGAGCCCAGGCGCACGGAAGAAAAGUACCGCUUUAG